Messenger RNA from Amaranthus tricolor (Joseph's coat), 683 nucleotides. RefSeq names its product histone H3.2. The record is from RefSeq and is a predicted model, not a curated record. The transcript has a single exon. Gene Ontology annotation, cellular component: nucleosome. NCBI's taxonomy places the organism in Eukaryota, Viridiplantae, Streptophyta, Magnoliopsida, Caryophyllales, Amaranthaceae. Bases 91 to 501 code for a protein of 136 amino acids. Gene Ontology annotation, molecular function: DNA binding; structural constituent of chromatin; protein heterodimerization activity.
UUCAUCUCACUUUAAUCGCUUUCAUCUCUAAUUUUCCCGUCUGAAAAAUCUUUUUCAUCUCCCUUUCAAUCUUCUCUCUACCCUUCAACAAUGGCACGUACCAAGCAAACCGCCAGAAAAUCCACUGGAGGCAAAGCUCCAAGGAAGCAGCUAGCUACCAAGGCCGCCAGAAAGUCAGCCCCAGCCACCGGCGGAGUCAAGAAGCCUCACAGAUUCAGGCCUGGAACUGUUGCUCUUCGUGAGAUCAGGAAAUACCAAAAGAGCACUGAACUUCUCAUCCGUAAGCUUCCAUUCCAGAGACUUGUAAGAGAAAUCGCUCAAGAUUUCAAGACUGAUCUCCGAUUCCAAAGCUCUGCUGUUGCUGCUCUUCAAGAAGCUGCGGAGGCGUACUUGGUUGGUCUUUUUGAAGAUACUAACCUAUGCGCUAUUCACGCUAAGAGGGUGACUAUUAUGCCUAAGGAUAUCCAGCUUGCUAGGAGAAUUAGGGGUGAGAGGGCUUAAUUUGGGUAUCUAUUGACUUAAUUUUCUAGGGUUAGGGCUUUCUUGGGUGUUGAAUAUCUGUAGAGAAGUGUGAAAUUGAAAAAUCUUUAAAUCAAUUUGACUACUAGUUGGUAAUUUUCUCUGUAAUUGUGGAUGUAAUCUCGCUUGAUCUAUAGUCAAUGAAAUUGUUCGACAUUGUUCAA